Messenger RNA from Ogataea philodendri, 687 nucleotides. RefSeq lists its product as uncharacterized. Bases 1 to 687 code for a protein of 228 amino acids. The record is from RefSeq and is a predicted model, not a curated record. The transcript has a single exon. NCBI's taxonomy places the organism in Eukaryota, Fungi, Ascomycota, Pichiomycetes, Pichiales, Pichiaceae.
AUGUCUUUUGUUGGUAGAUUUGCCCGUUUCGCGAAAAUAGGCGCCGUGUCCACGUUGUCUUUUGGUGCAGGAGUUGCCGUGUUUGGUAGAUCAUGGCCCGACACCUCCCAGGAACAACUCAAAGUUACAGAUCAAAGGUCGCAAGCCAUCCUGGACUCUGUGAAGGGAUCAAAGUUGUACAAGCAAUUGGCUGCAGAUAGUUCAUUUGAGCUUUUGAAUGCCUCGGAUAUGGUUCCCAAUGCACAUAGAAAGUACCACGUGGGCCAAGGCCUGUUCAACUCGCCAAAACAUAUCGCCAUUGACCCCAUAGUGUUUAUCAACAAGGACAAGGGCCAACUCUACUGUAUCAGCCAUUUUGGAGACGAGCUUGUCGGAACAGACACCAAGGUGCAUAACGGGAUAGUGUCUACACUGAUUGACGAGGAACUGUGUGUUUGUGGGUUUCCCAAGCUGCCAAACAAAAGAGGGGUCACUGCGCAACUCAAACUCAACUUUUACAACAAAGUGCCACCAAACUCCACAGUUCUUCUCAAGGCCAAUGUGGAGGAGUUUCGCGGACGCAAAUGCCUAAUAAGAGGUACUGUGGAGCUGUUCGACUCUCCAAAGACCAAGAUUGCUGAUGGCCAAUGCGUGCUUGUGGAACCUACAUGGUUCAAAUAUUUAAAUUGGGUGCCUGUUUUCAACUAA